This is a messenger RNA of Centropristis striata (black sea bass), 1465 nucleotides long. RefSeq names its product iodotyrosine deiodinase (gene iyd). Gene Ontology annotation, molecular function: oxidoreductase activity. Lineage: Eukaryota; Metazoa; Chordata; Actinopteri; Perciformes; Serranidae. The record is from RefSeq and is a predicted model, not a curated record. The transcript has 5 exons. The coding region runs from base 72 to 968 and encodes 298 amino acids.
CAUUUAGACCCACCCCAGAUAACAGUAGUGGUGUUUCAUAGGUCAGUUCUCCUCUCUCCCCUUCAGCAGUCAUGGUUCUCCUGUCAGCCCUGACGCCUGUCCUGGUGGUGGUCCUGUGCUUGGUGAUAGGCUUCUUGCUGCUGAGGUCAAGGGGGACGGAGACCACCCAGAACUCCAAGGGAAAAACUGAAAGGGUGACGAAAGCAGACUUUAGACCGUGGGUGGACCAGGACUUACAGGAUGAUACAGAAAUCACUGCAAAAGAGGACGAGGAUGGUGAUUGGACGGACAGCAAUGACGAGGAAGACCUUGCACACGUGCCCUACUCACCACCCCGUUACUCCGUGGAGACGAUGCUGGAGAGAUCCAAGGAUCUGUACGAUCUGAUGAACCAGCGGAGGUCUGUCCGAUUCAUCAGCCCAGAGCCAGUUCCACGAGAAGUCAUCGACAAUGUCAUCCACACUGCAGGUACGGCCCCGAGUGGAGCACACACAGAGCCCUGGACCUUUGUCGUGGUGUCUGACCCAGACACAAAGCACCAGAUCAGACUGAUAGUAGAAGAAGAGGAGGAGGUCAACUACCGUCAGAGGAUGGGGGACAAGUGGGUCAAUGAUUUGGCCAAAUUAAGGACAAACUGGAUCAAGGAGUACUUGGAUGUUGCUCCAUAUCUAUUACUCAUCUUCAAACAGACCUAUGGGAUUCUACCAAACGGCAAGAAAAGGACACAUUACUACAAUGAAAUCAGUGUCUCCAUAUCCUGCGGAAUCCUGUUGGCAGCAUUACAGAACGUGGGUCUUGUCACCGUCACAUCCACGCCCCUAAACUGCGGCCCCCAGCUCAGGCUCCUCCUCAAACGGCCAGCCAAUGAGAAGCUGUUGAUGCUACUUCCUGUAGGUUAUCCUGCUUCUGACGCCACAGUGCCAGACUUGAGACGCAAGCCUCUGAAUGAUAUUAUGGUGCACAUAUAACCAAAUCAAUCAGCAGAGAACAGGAUUGACCAGCAUAGUUUAAUAUGCCAUUACUUUUAAUUUGAAGGGAUAAACCUACCUUUUAAUUCAGCUUUAUCCAGUGGCAAUGAAUGAGGAAAUAAACAGCCAAACAAUUAAAAUAGAGAAUCCUAAACAUUUUCACGCACCAUUAUGGUUGACAGAAACAGGUGUAUAAACCUUGUAAAUCAUUAUAUGGAAUGAGAUCUCACUAAGUUGAACAAGCACAAGGUCAACCGUGUUCUUACCAAACAAAGUGAGAUAAAGAUGGUUGCUGCCAAGAUUAAAAUGUAAUCUGUUUUCACUUGUUUGCUCUGGGAAUGCUUGUGUAAUUUGUUUUUGUGACUAUAACUGAGCUGACUAGAUUGUUUAGAAAUGUAAUGUCCUUGGGCUUUAAUAAUGCAAUUCAGUUUAUGUCUUAUAAUAGUGACCAUUAUACAGAUUUUUUUCAGAAACUUAAAUAAUAAAAAAAUACAUUG